CAACAAUCCAACUUUAAAAUUUCCGAAGCCACCAAGAGGAAAGUAUUAUUUGGUGGAUAAAGGUUAUCCUGAAAGAGAUGGAUAUUUAACUCCCUACCCCAAGACGAGGUACCAUCAGUCAGAGUUCCGUGGUGCAAAUCCGAGAGGAGUUCAAGAGAUUUUUAAUAGAGCACAUUCCUCUUUAAGAAGUUGUAUCGAGAGAGCUUUUGGUGUUCUUAAAGGUAGAUGGAAGAUAUUGCAAAAAAUGCCAAGAUAUUCACUAAUGGAUCAAAACAAGAUAAUUUGUUCAUGUUUUGCAUUGCACAACUACAUCAGGAGAAGCACAAUAGUAGAUCCAGGCUUUAAAUUUAUUGAUGAGGAUCCUGAAUUCAUACCUCCGGAUGUAUUUGAAGAUGUUGAAGGGGGUGUUACACAAGAUAAUGCAAACAUUCGAAGUCAAGAAAUGAGAGUUAUUCGUAAUAAUAUAACUUCUAGCUUGAUGGAAGCUAGACGCAUUCAUAAAUAAUUCUU
Cuscuta epithymum is the source of this 510-nucleotide messenger RNA. NCBI's taxonomy places the organism in Eukaryota, Viridiplantae, Streptophyta, Magnoliopsida, Solanales, Convolvulaceae. The record is from the annotation of a GenBank genome assembly.